This is a messenger RNA of Nestor notabilis (Kea), 1807 nucleotides long. RefSeq names its product solute carrier family 7, member 4 (gene SLC7A4). The transcript is spliced from 3 exons. The annotation marks the transcript as partial. Gene Ontology annotation, biological process: amino acid transport; transmembrane transport. Gene Ontology annotation, cellular component: plasma membrane. The record is from RefSeq and is a predicted model, not a curated record. Lineage: Eukaryota; Metazoa; Chordata; Aves; Psittaciformes; Psittacidae. Gene Ontology annotation, molecular function: amino acid transmembrane transporter activity.
GUCUCCAGGCAGGGUCUAGCAGGACCUGCUGCCUCCAGGAUGGCGAGAUGGCUGCCCCGCUCCACCGACCUGACCCGCUUCUGCCGGAAACUCAACCGGGUGAAGACCUUGGAGGAUGACAUGAUGGAGACAUCCUUCAACAGAUGCCUUUCCACCAUUGACCUGACGCUGCUGGGCAUCGGGGGCAUGGUGGGCUCUGGGCUGUACGUCCUCACGGGCACCGUGGCCAAGGAGAUGGCCGGCCCUGCCGUCAUCGUCUCCUUCAUCAUCGCUGGCUUUGCCUCGCUCCUGGCUGCUCUGUGCUAUGCUGAGUUUGGAGCGCGCGUUCCCAAAACGGGCUCUGCCUACAUGUUCACCUACGUGUCUGUGGGGGAGAUCUGGGCCUUCCUCAUCGGCUGGAACGUGCUGCUGGAGUACAUGAUCGGGGGAGCUGCGGUGGCCAGGGCCUGGAGUGGUUACCUGGACUCCAUCUUCAGCCACAGGAUAAAGAACUUCACCGAGACCCACAUGGGCACCUGGCAGGUGCCGUUCCUGGCUCGCUACCCUGACUUCCUGGCGGCUGCCAUCCUGCUGGUCGCCACCACCUUCAUCUCCUUCGGGGCCAAAGUGUCCUCCUGGCUCAACCACGUCUUCUCGGCCAUCAGCAUGGGCGUCAUCCUCUUCAUCCUCAGUAUGGGAUUCGUCCUCGCACAGCCCAAGAACUGGAGUGCCCAGGAGGGCGGUUUUGCCCCGUAUGGGCUGUCAGGCAUCAUGGCUGGCACGGCCACCUGCUUCUACGCCUUUGUGGGCUUCGAUGUCAUCGCGGCAUCCAGCGAAGAGGCCAGGAACCCGCAGAGGGCUGUCCCCAGGGCCAUUGCUUUCUCCUUGGGGCUGGCCACUGGGGCCUACAUCCUGGUGUCAGUGGUGCUGACGCUGAUGGUGCCCUGGCACACGCUGGACCCUGACUCUGCCCUGGCAGAUGCGUUCUACAGGAGGGGCUACGCCUGGGCAGGGUUCCUGGUGGCUGCUGGCUCCAUCUGUGCGAUGAACACCGUCCUGUUGAGCAACCUCUUCUCCCUGCCACGCAUUGUCUACGCCAUGGCCGAGGACGGGCUCUUCUUCCGCAUCUUCUCCCGAGUGCAUCCCCGCACGCAGGUGCCCGUCAUUGGCAUUGUGGUCUUCGGCUUGCUCAUGGCCCUGCUGGCCCUUGUCUUUGACCUGGAGGCCCUGGUGCAGUUCCUGUCCAUCGGCACGCUGCUGGCCUACACCUUUGUGGCCGCCAGCAUCAUCGUCCUGCGCUUCCAGCAGCAGAAGGAGGAUGUCCCUGCGCCAGCCGCUGGUGGCCAACCCAGCCCCGAGCCCCACGAGGGUCCAUCUGCCGGCGAGCUGAAGGAGUACGAGUCCUUCUCCGACAAGCUGCAGCUGGUGGACAGGGACAAGAGCAAAGAGCACCGGGAGCCAGGGCAGCUGAAGGCAGCUUUUGAGCCUUACCUGGAGUUCCUUAGCGACUUCUACCCAGGUGAGGUGGUCACAGUGGCCGUGGUGACCUUGAUGGUGUCUGCCAUCUGCCUGUGCUCUGUCCUGGUGUUUGGCAGCACCCACCUCCACCUGCCCACCUGGAGCUACUCCCUGCUGCUGGUCCUCUUCAGCCUGGGCUUCCUGCUCAGCCUCCUGCUCAUUUGGGCGCACGAGCAGCAGCAUGGCACACAGACCUUCCAGAUCCCCCUCGUGCCCCUGUCUCCAGCACUGAGCAUCCUCCUCAACAUCUAUCUGAUGCUGAAGCUCAGCUACAUGACGUGGCUCCGCUUCGCUGUCUGGCUGCUCCUUG